Thamnophis elegans (Western terrestrial garter snake) is the source of this 1239-nucleotide messenger RNA. RefSeq names its product glycine-rich cell wall structural protein-like. NCBI's taxonomy places the organism in Eukaryota, Metazoa, Chordata, Lepidosauria, Squamata, Natricidae. Gene Ontology annotation, cellular component: intermediate filament. The transcript has a single exon. The record is from RefSeq and is a predicted model, not a curated record. Gene Ontology annotation, molecular function: structural constituent of cytoskeleton. Bases 1 to 1239 code for a protein of 412 amino acids.
AUGUCCGAGUGCUACGCCAGCUGUCCUGCCUCGACCGUCACAAUUCAGCCGCCUCCUUUUGUCCUAAAUAUUCCAGGACCAGCAUUGUACUGCCCUGACCAAGCCUUUGGCAUUGAACAACACAACCCAUGUGCAGGCUUUGGUGGCAUGGUGGGGAGAGGUGGCGGUGGCAUUGGCAUUGAGGGUACUGUUGGAGGGAGCAUGGGUGCUUUGGGCCCUGGAAGAGGAGGUUGGGGUGGUAGCUGGAGUGGUGGGAGUGGAAUAGGGAGUAGGAUGGGUGGUGGUUUGGGUCUUGGCGGAGUAGGAGGUGUGGGCGGUUUUGGACAUGGUGGUUUGGGCACUGGAGGACCCACAGGUCUGGGCAUUGGAGGGCUUGAAGGACCCAGAAGUGGUGGUCUGGGCAUCGGAGGAGUAGUUGGACCCAGAGGUAGUCUGGGCAUCGGUGGGCCAAGGGGUACCACAGCAGGUUGGAGUGGAGGUAGCGGAGUAGUGGGCACUGUUGGUGGUCGGAGAGGAGGUGUUGGGAUAGGCAGCGUGACUGGUGGAGAUUUGGGCAGUGGUGAAGGUGGAGUUAUGAGUGGUCGGAGAGGCAGUAUUGGAGCUGGGGGCUCUACAGCUGGUUGGAGUAGACAUCGUGGAGUAGGGGGCACGAUGGGUGUUCGGAGAGGCAGUGUUGGGACAGGCAGCAUCACUGAGGGUGAUUUAGGCACUGGGGGAGUUGAGGGCACCGGGCAUGGUGGUUUGCUCUCUGGUGGAACAAGGAUCACCACAGGAGGUAGCAGAAUAGGAGUUAGAAUGGGGGGACGGAGAGGUAGUAUUGGAACUGGAGGCGCUAUCUGUGGUGGAGUAGGGAGCAGCACGAGUGGUCGCAGAGGCAGCACUGGGACUGGUGGGCAUUAUGGCCUUAGUGGAACAAGGGGCAGUAUGGUAGGUGGUUGGACUGGUGGCUGCCGAGUGAGUGGAAGCCACCGAUAUGGCGGUAGCAUUGGGUAUGGCGGUGGUGGGUAUGGUGGUGGAUACAGCAGUGGUGGAUAUGGUGGUGGAUAUGGUUCCUCUGGAUAUGGAGGUGGUCAUGGUCACACAGGAUAUAGUUCUGGAGGAUACAGACGGAUCGGGUACUCUGCUGGUGGAGGGGAUGGAUACAGAAGUGGUGGAUUCAGCAGCAGAUCUUACGGAGGCUCCUAUGGAAGGACCCUGGCCGUGAUGCCAGGUCCUUCAGACAUCUCCUCCUAUUACUGA